Molecule: messenger RNA, 1236 nt
Organism: Hibiscus syriacus
Lineage: Eukaryota; Viridiplantae; Streptophyta; Magnoliopsida; Malvales; Malvaceae
Exons: 5
Coding region: 158-1003 (281 amino acids)
Source: RefSeq, a predicted model, not a curated record
CAAUUGGAGUUCAACAAAAAAGGUAGCUUUUUCACAUUUGAAAGUCUGCUAAAAAAAAGAUUCCAAGCAGAGGUAUCUGCAGAAGUGGCAGCCACAGAUUUUGAAAUUUACACAACUCUUAGAAGCCUUUCACUUCAGGGUCAUUGCUCUCAUUCUCAUGGCAUGUGCCAUGGAACAAUCUUCUUGUAGGUAUGAUGAACCAGAGUUCAGUCUGCGGGAAUGGAGCGUCAAGGCUCGAAUCAGCCACGAAAACACCGCUUCGAGACGAUAUUCGGGGUCGUAUAUCCGGAGUUUCAGAGAGGAUUCGAGGUCUUUUAGAUCAAAUAUAAACAUUUAUAGCACUGCUUCAUCUCCUGGAUAUUCUUUGAAAGAUGAGAUUGACCCUUCAACAUACUCUUUUACAACAGCUCUUAAAGCACUGCAGGCAAGAACAGUGUACAAUACUUGGGAAUGUUUGUCACCAGAGGAGUUUGCUCUGAACUCCAAGUGGAACGAAGCAGAGAAAUACAUUUGCAACCCUCUUUCAGGGGAGGUUCCAAUGGAAUGUUUAUCUGCAAAGACACUAAGUGGAAGGUCGUUUCGGAACUUUACAAACCGAAUCACCAUGUCUGCUCCUCUUGUUUACUCCCAUUCAUCCUGUCAUAUUGCAACCAAGUCUUCCAGGACACUUCAGUUUCCAGAAAAGAAGGCUGGGAGCUCGACUCGAGACGUGGGAACUCAAAGCACACCCCCUGAUCUCAGUUCGGACAGCCUUAGCCCUGCUUCGACCCCUUCGAUCUUAGACCGAGCAUUGAAGAGUCGCGGGACGGAAACCGGAGACUCGACCGAUUCCAACACGAAAUCGAAAGCUGAUGAAAAUGUUGAAGAGGGGAAAACAAGGGAGAAUGAAGAAACAAAAGAAGGAGUUAAACAAGAUGGAGGGUGUUUAUCAUGGAUGAGAAUAAGACAAAGAAGGAAGCAGAAAUCGAAGAGGAAAAGUAGCUUGUGUUUUGACCGAGUUUAGAGACGGCUAAAGAUGGUUAAAAAAAAUAACAAAAUGGGUGUGGGAUUCUCUUUAUGUUUCCAUUUGUGAAGAAGAGAUUGAUUAGACUCAGAAACUGUGUAAUGGCAGUUUGUUUGGGGUUUGGGAGUUUUGUUGUAGUUAGUGUGGAUGAUUGUGAUGUUUAUGUUUUGUUUCUUGUCCUUCAUAGCAUACCAUAAAACAAAUAAACAAUGGCUGCCAGCUCUCCCUCUCUC